AUGACGAAACUUUCUGAAACUACUGAUACUAUUGUUUUAAAUUAUGAAACAUAUCCAAGCACUUUCACAGCCUAUCCCGAUACUCUACUAGGCACAAUGUUUCAAGAACGCAACAAAGAGCUACAAAAACCCACAAAAGACAACGAAUACUUCUUUGACCGCAAUGCACGCACAUUCCACUACAUCAUGGAAUUCUACCGCACAGGCCGCUUCCUAUGGAAUGAAACUUCAACACCGCACGUAACACGCGAAGAGAUAGAAAUCGAAUUCGACUACUUUCAAAUCCCGCAUCCGGUUCUGGAUCACAUUGAAAACAACCCAGCAACAAUCGAAGAUGCCGCGAAACUAGUGGAAGAUUUCACCGAGAUGAUGAAAAGCGUGAUCGAGGAACUUCGUAAAAAUUUCCGCACGAAAAUUUGUAUCACAUUCCCGUUUUUGAAGUUGGAAUUUUUUGCGAUCGAGCCGAAUUUCGGGAGGACAAGGUCUUUGGUGGAGCCGUUUGUGCAUACGGGGUGUCCGAUUACGAGUCGAUUCGGGGAUAUUAUCAAACAUAAUCUUCAGUUGGAGUUUCAUGGUUUAGAAUGUCAUACUAGCGUUGAGACGAUCGAGAAUGAGAUUCUUGUGUAUCAGUGGAAGAUUAUUGCUCCUUUUGCUUUUAAGGCUACCGAGAUUCUGGCAAAAACUAAUUUGAAGGAUCCGAAUGCUAAGGAAUUUUAG
This is a messenger RNA of Ambispora gerdemannii, 717 nucleotides long. NCBI's taxonomy places the organism in Eukaryota, Fungi, Glomeromycota, Glomeromycetes, Archaeosporales, Ambisporaceae. The record is from the annotation of a GenBank genome assembly.